AUAAACCUGCUUCAUGUGCCUGCCUUGGUGAGCUUCUCUGGUGUUCACAGGUCAACAUGUGAGGAAGCAGAACUUGCCAUCGGUAAACUUGCCAUCUGCAGCAGCUUGGGGGAAGUGUGGCACAUGGCUAAGCCCUGUAUAAAGAGAAGCCCGUGAGCUGGCAGUGACCCCAUCCACGGCUGAGCGGAGCAGACGGAGGCAAGGUGAACCUGAGGAGUCCACUGGCUGCUACAGGGGAGAUGCAGGCCUGCUGGAUGCUGGGACUGGUCCUCUGCCUCCUGCUGGGGCCUCUUGCAGGGGCCAAGCCUGUGCAGGAGGCAGACCCCUAUGCUGAGCUGCCGGCCUUGCCCUACUGGCCGUUCUCCACCUCCGACUUCUGGAACUACGUGCAGCACUUCCAGAGCCUGGGCGCCUACUCGCAGCUGGAGGACCUGGCCCGAACCUUCUUUGCCCACUUCCCCCUGGGGAGCACCCUGGGCUUCCAUGUCCCCUACCAGGAGGACUGAGCAGGUGUCCGCCUGGCUGUGCUGCCUUGGGGUUGCCCAGAGCCAUGCGGGAGGGGUCGGGUGACCUCAGGCCCAGCACACCUCCAACUGAAGAGGCACCACAGGUGGUGGGCUCUGCCCCCAGCAGCUGCAGAGGGCCCUGGCUUGUUCUGAUCCCUGGCGAGCUCUCCUUUAAUAAACG
This is a messenger RNA of Sciurus carolinensis (gray squirrel), 687 nucleotides long. It is a transcript of the gene Otos, whose product is annotated as otospiralin. Lineage: Eukaryota; Metazoa; Chordata; Mammalia; Rodentia; Sciuridae. The transcript is spliced from 5 exons. Bases 240 to 506 code for a protein of 88 amino acids. The record is from RefSeq and is a predicted model, not a curated record. Gene Ontology annotation, biological process: sensory perception of sound.